AUGUUCUGGGGAUUGAUCCUAAAGCAGGGGAAGAAAUACUCCAAGGUGGUGGAGCAGGACUUCCAUCUCACACACGCUGCCCUAGACCUGACGGACAGUAGCGGCGACGUCCAGGUUAUGCUGACGACGGAAAGCAUAACGUAUCUGCUUUGCACCCUAAACAAGGCAAUCCCUCAGGUGGUGCUGGACCAAGCAUUCGCUACCGGAGAUGAAAUUAGCUUCGCUACGAAGGGGCAAGGUGUUGUACAUCUUACUGGGAAUGUGCUGCCGGACGAGAUGGACGAGUUGGAUGACGAAGAGGACGAGAUGGAUGAGGAGGAGGAGGAGGAACUGGUGACUGCAAAUGGCAAACCUCGAAGUGCGAAGCAAGUGGCCAAAGCCAAAGUGGCAAAAAAGAUAGCCGACGGAGAGGUAUCGGAGGGUAGCGAUGAGGACGACGCUACCUUCACCGAGUCGAUGCUGGACGACAGUGCUGCGAACGGGCUUGAUGAUGAUGACGACGACGACGAGGAGGAAGAUGAUGAUGAACAGAGUGACGAGGAAGACGACGAGGACAAUGAGGAUGGUGAAGAGGAGGAGGAGGAAGACGACGAUGAUGAGGAAGAGGAGGACGACGACGACGACGAAGAGGAAGAGGAUGAGCAGCCGAAGGCAAAGCAAGCCAAGUUGAGCAACGACGCCAAGCCGGUAAACGGAAACGCGAAGUCCGCGAAGGAAGGACCCAAGAAGCAGGAACAGCAAGACCAGCCGAAAAAGGGUGGCGUGCGCACGCUGCAGGAUGGACUGACGGUCGAAGAUUUGAAGGUUGGUACCGGACCGGAGGCCAAACCUGGCAAGAAGAUUGCGGUUUACUACGAGGGCCGGCUGAAGUCGAACAAUAAGGUGUUCGACAGUACGAACAAGGGCCCGGGGCUGAAGUUCAGCCUUGGCCGGGGAGAGGUUAUUAAAGGGUGGGAUUUGGGUGUCGCCGGGAUGAAGGUAGGUGGCAAACGGCGAAUUGUCGUCCCGCACAAACUUGCGUACGGCACCAAAGGCAGCCCCCCGGUAAUCCCCCCAUGUAGUACGCUCUUGUUUGAAGUGGAGCUUAAGAAAGUUUUCUAA
Molecule: messenger RNA, 1101 nt
Organism: Anopheles marshallii
Lineage: Eukaryota; Metazoa; Arthropoda; Insecta; Diptera; Culicidae
Gene: Fkbp39
Product: 46 kDa FK506-binding nuclear protein
Exons: 2
Coding region: 1-1101 (366 amino acids)
Cellular component (GO): nucleolus; chromatin
Molecular function (GO): peptidyl-prolyl cis-trans isomerase activity; macrolide binding
Source: RefSeq, a predicted model, not a curated record